GGCAGCUCGCGGGGAGCGCGCGGAGCAGACGAGCGACGGCGCGCAGAGGGGAAGAUGGAGGUGAGGGUCGGGGAGACGCUGCUGUGUCUGUCGCUGCUGUCCAGCGUCUUCUUCGUGGAUCCUGUCCUCGGGAAAUACGUCAAAGGCCUCGUGAACACCAAAGAGGACUGGCUUUUCCUCACUCGCUUCUGCUAUCUCACGGAUUUCGGACGUCUGGACUUCCGGUUCCGUUACCCAAAGUCUCACUGCUGUCAGAACAUAUUGCUCUACUUUGAUGACAGCUCCCAGUGGCCCGCUGUGUACAAGAGGCACGAGAAGAACUGCUACCAGAAGGAAGCGGUGCUGAGGCCCGAAAACAGACAGGUCAUCAACCUCACGACCCGCUACACGUGGUCGGGCUGUGUGGUGGAGGGCGACGGGGACGAGGAGGUUCUGAGCUGCGUGGGAGGCCGGAGCUUCCGCUCGAGGAGGGAGAGAUGGUGGUACAUCGCACUCAGCAAGUGCGGGGGCGAGGGCCUGCAGCUGGAGUACGAGAUGAAGCUGACCAAUGGGCAGUCGUUCUGGACGCAGCAUUUCUCUGCGGAUGAGUUCGGGAUCCUGGAGACAGACAUCACCUUCCUGGUCAUCUUCUCCCUGGUGUUCCUCCUCUCCUGCUACUUUGCCUACAAUCUGAAGGGACGGCAGCUUCUUCACACGACCUACAAAAUGUUCAUGACGGCGGCUGGUGUGGAGGUGCUCAGCCUGUUGUUCCACUGUGUCUACUGGGGCCUGUAUGCCAGAGACGGAGUCGGCAACGGCAGCCUGAAAAUACUCGGGAAAUUACUGUUCUCGGUCAGUUUCCUGAUCUUCCUCCUGAUGCUCAUAUUGUUGGGAAAAGGUUUCACAGUCACCAGGGCAAGGAUCAGUCACAGUGGGUCAGUUAAGUUGAGCAUCUACAUGACAGUCUACACCAUCACCUACGUCAUCCUCUUCAUCUACGAGGCAGAGUUCUUCGACCCGGGCGACGUGCUGUACGCCUACGACAGCCCCGCCGGCUACGGGCUGAUGGGCCUGCAGCUGCUGGCCUACGUGUGGUUCAGCUACGCCGUGCUGGUCUCUCUGAAGCACUACCCGGAGAAACAGCCCUUCUACAUCCCCUUCUUCACCACCUACACCCUGUGGUUUUUCGCCGUGCCCGUCAUGGCUUUGAUCGCCAACUUUGGGAUUCCUCGUUGGGCCCGAGAGAAGAUCGUCAACGGGAUCCAGCUCGGCAUCCACUUCUACGCUCACAUGGUCUUCCUCGUCAUCACUCGCCCCUCAGCAGCCAAUAAGAACUUCCCGUACCACGUCCGCACGUCACAGAUCGGGAUCCUGCUGUCCAGCCCCAAAGCGGGCGAGGGGGGGGAGGGCUUCCCCCACCACGCCUACGGAAACGGCUCCUUCCUGGGAGACUCUCAACCCAACUUCACGGAGCUCUUCUCCAUCCACUCAGACCCGGUGAAGACGGUGGAGGAGACGGUGGCCCGCAAAGCCCCCGAGGUGGCGAGGAACAGCGAGCAGAAGAUCAUCACCACUGCUGCCGACUUGACGGCCAUCUCGCCGCCGCCGCCAAUCCCCCCGCGGCCGGCCACGAGCUCGGCCCCCCCGCCCCCCUCCUUCACAGAGUACUUCAGCAUGCAGGGCGGAGGGGGCGCCAUCGGAACCAAGGCGUGAGGCAGGAGGAAAUAAAGGUGUUGAAACGACGUCAGGAGGUGGAUCCUUUUCACCCGGAGAGAAGAUUAGAGAAGCAAUAAAUAUUUGAUGUUGACCAGGAGAGGCACGCGGGGGGGGGGGGGGGGGCAGGGGGGCAGGAUGAUCGCUGCGGAAACGAACAAAAUCUUGAAAAAGACUCUUCAAAAAUUCACGAGGCGUUGAGGGUCCGCAGGAGUUUGUAAAUAGCUGAAGCGCACAGAGCUAAAUAUAGUUUCAUUUCAGGUUAGCGCCGUUUGUUUUAAAGAGACUGAAGAGGCCAGUAGAUCCGUCCAAGUGUUAAACAUCAGAAAAACUACCGCUUUUUUACGUUGGUCGCCUUUUGAUAAAGUCACACGCCGUUUGUUGGGUUCACUCCAUUGCAGCUGGCCCCUAAAACACGCAUGUUUCUCUUGUAUUUCGUGUCACAAAGCGGAUACAUGUACCCCCACGUGACCAUACAAUAUCAGCGUAUUGUGCGUAUUUUGAAAUCUAUACUUUUAUAAAUGCAUACAGUAGGCUUUUGUAUACUUUCGACUGGAUAGAUGCAGUUAUUUGUGAAUCCAAUGGAAACCGUGUGAGCCGAGUGUCUCUGGAGAAUGUUUCUGGUCACAUGUUUAAUGUGUGUAGACGUUGGUGAAUGUACGAAUGCAAUAGAGCACAACAACGGGGGGGGGGGGCGUCCAAGUUACAAGAGUACAACUUUUGUUACGUUUUCCUAUUCCUAUGAGAGUAGGGGGCUUUCUUAACUUCACCCCCACCCGGUACCUGAAACACGCACAUUGGCUUCAUCUCACUUUGACGUUUAAUCCCUGUGAACAAAUAGGGUUUUUUUUAGCAGCUAAGAUUGAGCUAAUACAUACGAGUCUUGUAGAAGAACUGUGCAACUCAACUGUACAUUUAGUCGUCCUGCAUGGAGCACUUUAAUGUUCCUGGUCUGUUUAUUCGUGACGUCACACCGUAGGACUGCUUUGAAUCCUGUACUCACACACACACACACACACCUGUAAAUGUAGUCUGAAGAACGCUCUGUUUACCUGCAGCUUCCUGCAGACAGACCAUCCAUCGGGUCUGAUGCAGCUGGUUCAGAGCACCAGUCAUUUGUGGUUGCGUCGCGUUUGUGUAUUUGAGAUGUCUGAUGUCGUCCUGACUGCUUCGACCUCGCGUAUGUUGACGUACAAUUAUGGAACCAGAGGGGAGGAUGUGACGCUUAUGUUUGCAUGACACAAAACAGCACAGCUUCUAGGAGAGCACAUCACUGUCGAGAUGCAUUUUAAUGUUGUCAAAUGAACAUUCUAAGUAUGCCGUGUAUACAGCUGCACCUUUUGGCCAAAAUAAUAAAUCUGUUUUUACUAGA
Messenger RNA from Pungitius pungitius (ninespine stickleback), 3064 nucleotides. It is a transcript of the gene tmem145, whose product is annotated as transmembrane protein 145. The transcript is spliced from 15 exons. NCBI's taxonomy places the organism in Eukaryota, Metazoa, Chordata, Actinopteri, Perciformes, Gasterosteidae. The coding region runs from base 55 to 1692 and encodes 545 amino acids. The record is from RefSeq and is a predicted model, not a curated record. Gene Ontology annotation, biological process: response to pheromone; G protein-coupled receptor signaling pathway.